GUUUUUUCACUAGAGCUAAUCCCGUUCAGAGAAUUGAAUCCAAUGAUUAUCAUAGGUGAGCAGACUCGAUCGCGUCCUUUUCAGCUUUUAAGUUUUGAACUAGUGCUAAAUUGUCACUACACCGAAAGGUUCGAUCGGUUUGAUCAGGGAAAUGUAAUAAUUUCACACUUUUAACACUCGAACACUAUAUCAGGGUGCGGCUAAGACUCAUAAAAUUCAACACAUGAAAUCUUAAUUUGAUACGAGUAAGCAAAACUGCAGAAAUUUCCAUUCAAGUUGUUAGAUUAGGAUGCAUAUAAUCUUUUCAGUUAAUUUUUAAACAUGUAGGAUAUUAUAGGGGGCACGUGAAAAAGGAAAUUAACUGAUAAUUACUCAGGAAUCAGGAUUACUUUAUCGUCACCAUUCUUAUGUUUUCUUCACAUGGCUCAUCGUGGAAAUUAUUUUCUCUUCAUUGACUUAUCGUGUUCAUUUGACCUGCAUAACAUUUUUAUCCUAGUCAACGAGCGGUUACCACUGCUUCACGGUGCAAUUUCCUUGUCUUCUCUUUGAAUUUGGGGUUUAGUUUGCCACAUGAAGUCAUGUCAUGUUGGCAGAAGUUGUACACUCUGUUGCCGAUUUUGCAAAUCAGGCCCUUCUUGCAUAUGGUCUGAGUAGCUCAAGGCGGGCCCCUGAUGCCCUUCAUCCUUAUGGAUAUUCUAAGGAGAGGUUUGUUUGGUCAUUGAUAUCUGCUGUUGGGAUCUUUUGUCUUGGUGCUGAUGCUACCAUUGUUAAUGGAAUUCAAAAUUUGUGGACUUCACAGGAUGGUGUUGCAGUCAUUGGUCUUAUUGUUGCUGCUGCAUCUCUUGUUGCAGUGAAUACCACAGGGAGUGCAAUUUAUGAUCCCGUUGGUUCCAUUAUAGUUGGUAACUUCCUUAGAAUGCAUGUUCUGUAAUACGAAUCAGUGAUAGUGAAGUGCGGCAGAAGAAACAGCUUCUAGAACAAAGCCAGGCCACUAAUGGAGUGGCAAAGAUGAUGCAGUAUACGGUAGAUUAGAAAAGGGUUGAGCUAUAAGUUACAUGAAUAAUAAGCAAUAUAAUAGUCUUGGGGUUUUUUAAUUUAUUUUGCAUGUGGACAUAUUCCUCAUCCAACGUAAUCGGCAUGCUUUGAUCGGUAGAGCAAUGGAUGAAAAUGAUAUGCAGAAAACUCUCCAAUUCUUGAAGAAUGAUCCCGUAUAAUUAUGCUUGAUAAAUUUCUCUUCUAUCUUUGCCUUAGUAUGAUACUUCAUGAGUUCAAAUUUUGAAGUCUUCUUGUCUAGGUUGUUGAUACUUUAUAUGAUUGCAAGUGAUUGGACCAGGAUUUUAUAGAUUCAAGGCAGAAAUAGAUUUCAAUGGAGUCACAGUGGUGCAAAAUUAUCUAAAUAGGACUGGACGUGAAGAGUGGGCUAGAGAGGUUGAUGACACUUUUUAUCUCCAGUAUGCUCCCUAGUGUUUGUUUUUGCUUGAUUUGAUCUUUUAAGCAAAGUCGACGUCUGAACUACACCCAUGUCCUACAGUUUCGUCAAGCUGCAAAGAACCGAGACAAUUCAGAUUUGCUGGAAACGAUGGCGAACUAUGGUGAAGAAGUGGUUACUGGUUUAGGAACAUUUUAAGAUGGAACUCAUCCCUAUGAAUAAUUAUUUCAGCCGAGGUUUUGUAGGAAUGGUUAUUUUGUGUAGGAG
Cucurbita moschata (crookneck pumpkin) is the source of this 1696-nucleotide messenger RNA. Its product is annotated as metal tolerance protein C4-like. Gene Ontology annotation, molecular function: monoatomic cation transmembrane transporter activity. NCBI's taxonomy places the organism in Eukaryota, Viridiplantae, Streptophyta, Magnoliopsida, Cucurbitales, Cucurbitaceae. The record is from RefSeq and is a predicted model, not a curated record. Gene Ontology annotation, biological process: zinc ion transport; transmembrane transport. The transcript is spliced from 8 exons. Bases 584 to 931 code for a protein of 115 amino acids. Gene Ontology annotation, cellular component: membrane.